AUGUCAGCUCGUCAUUUGAAUCGCACAACAGAUUUUGACCCUUUCGUGUCAGACCAUUACUACCAAGCAUGCCUGGAGAAGUUGAUCCCCGCGCUAGACGAUCACAGUGUUACGAUGGAUGAUGAUUUGCUGGCUGCUACUGUCAUUUUACGCUUGCUGGAAGAGUUUGAUGUCCCACUCGCCGGGUCGGAUAUUCGAGGCCACUCCUUUGGGACAAAGGCUUUCAUACGGGGCCCAUCAAUGAUGACUACAACCCCGAGUCUACGGCAGGCUGUCUACUGGAGUGGCCUCCGCCAGGAAAUUUACAAUGCCCUUAGCCUUCACCAAGCCCCAGAUAUUGGCCUGAGGUCCUUGAACUUGAGUUCCCAUGUUAGCCCGCUGGGCCCUGAUGCAGGUGAUUGCGCAUGGGCGAAUGAAGCAAUCACUCAUUGUGCAGACGUUUUGAUAUUUUGUUUCGGGGAGGGACCUCGUUCGGUGGGGGUGCAUGCAGAGCUUAAGGUACAUAAUCAGCAAUGGAGGGAGACUCGGCCGGACUCUUUUGACCCAUACUUUGUGGGUGAAGAGGUGGAGGUGGGAGUUAAAUUGCCCGAUAUUCGUUAUGGGUGUCCCUGGCAUGCAAUUGGCAAUCAAUAUAUCGAUCUUGCCCAGAUUCUGCUUUCUGUGCAUGACCCAAGUCUGCCGACCGUUGGACCUCUGCGCAGGCGUCUGAUCCAGGAGGCUGAUGACCAUAUCCGCCGGGGUGUUUGGACAGUCUGUGGCGCCUCAUUAUCCAAUGCCUCUGUGCCCCCCGCCAUGGUUGUUGGUUGCAUGGCCAUCCAUCUAUGCGGCGAUCGCUUCACAGACCCACAUGAACAGCAGCUUUUGAUCCAAGUUCUUAUCCAAAUGGAUGCACUUCACGGCUGGCCUACGCAUGUACUCCAGCGACAGCUUCGGGAGACGUGGGGCAUACGUUGA
Messenger RNA from Penicillium griseofulvum, 954 nucleotides. RefSeq lists its product as uncharacterized. NCBI's taxonomy places the organism in Eukaryota, Fungi, Ascomycota, Eurotiomycetes, Eurotiales, Aspergillaceae. Gene Ontology annotation, cellular component: nucleus. The transcript has 5 exons. Gene Ontology annotation, biological process: positive regulation of transcription by RNA polymerase II. The record is from RefSeq and is a predicted model, not a curated record. Bases 1 to 954 code for a protein of 317 amino acids. Gene Ontology annotation, molecular function: transcription cis-regulatory region binding; DNA-binding transcription factor activity.